CGGCUGACUAUAAGGCCCCUGCUGAGGACUACAAGGCGCCUGCCGCUGACUACAAGGCCCCAGCGGCUGACUAUAAGGCCCCUGAGGCUGACUACAAAGCCCCAGCUGCUGACUACAAGGCCCCUGCUGAGGACUACAAAGCGCCUGCAGCUGACUAUAAGGCCCCUGCAGCUGACUAUAAGGCGCCUGCCGCUGAUUACAAAGCCCCUGCAGCUGACUAUAAGGCUCCAGCGGCUGACUAUAAGGCCCCUGCUGAGGAAUACAAGGCUCCUGCAGCUGACUACAAAGCCCCUGCCGCAGGGUACGACUACACGCCUCCUGAAACCGCCUACAAAGCCCCUGCUGCUGUCCUCCUGCCGUCGCCUGAUUACGGACAAGCGGAGAGGAUCUACGGCGUCCAGGGAGCCGCCCCUGUCUACGGUCCGCCCACGCUGCCUCACAGGGUUCUGGACCCCUACGCGGCGGUGGAUCUCUACGACGAUCUGUAUUUGCCCCCGCUCUCUCUAUACAUGUAUCUGAACUAUAAUUCUUUACUAAAUUAA
This is a messenger RNA of Penaeus vannamei (Pacific white shrimp), 542 nucleotides long. The record is from RefSeq and is a predicted model, not a curated record. NCBI's taxonomy places the organism in Eukaryota, Metazoa, Arthropoda, Malacostraca, Decapoda, Penaeidae.